Messenger RNA from Priceomyces carsonii, 1212 nucleotides. RefSeq lists its product as uncharacterized. The transcript has a single exon. The record is from RefSeq and is a predicted model, not a curated record. NCBI's taxonomy places the organism in Eukaryota, Fungi, Ascomycota, Pichiomycetes, Serinales, Debaryomycetaceae. The coding region runs from base 1 to 1212 and encodes 403 amino acids.
AUGUUGCCCAAAACAGUCAGGUAUAUCAGUGAAAAGAAGCUCUUCAAGGAGUUCAUUAGAUCUCUUUCAAGGAGAAAAGACAACGUUUUAUUAGCUGAUGCGCUUAAUCUUUUGUCUCCCCUGAAGGCUGUCAAGAAUGAAAGCAGCUAUAAGCCCUCAUUAUUCAAUAAUUUGACCAAAGGACCGGCUCAAGAGCAGUAUGCUAACUUGGACCUUAUUGGAUUGAAUAUGGGAAAGAACCAUGACUCAUCAAGGUUCCUCAACGAUUUAUUGGCUGGUAUACGAUCUUCGAGCAUGGUGAAUAGAUCUACAUAUGAACUCUUGAGAAUGGAGCCCAAGGAGCUUUCGGGCUAUAUAAAAACAUUAACAGAUGAGAAUAAACUUAUCCAGAUAGCCGAAAUUAUUCAUAUUCAAAAUAGAAUGUCAUUUAAAUUGAUGAUGGACAUUUUAUUAAACAAAAAUUUAAAAAGUCUAGAUAUGCUACCCAUAAAUGCAACAGACAUAGAGUCCAAUGAAAAUCUUACUUGGGAGCCAAUUCAAUAUGUUCAAUUCAAUAUACUUUUAUUGAAAAAAUGGCAUGAUAUUAAACGGCCCUUAUUGAUUAUAAAAAAUCUCAAGAAACACUUUGAUGACACUUACUAUCCCUCAAUACAACGAAAUUUUCUUUCUCCCUUCUAUGAAAGGAUACUAUGGAAGUUUUAUUUCGAGUAUGUUAAGCAAUAUGACGAAAUACAUUACAUAAGAGAGCUUAACAGUAUUAAAUCCACUUUUUUGAUAUGGGAGAGCUCGACUACAAACAGCAUUCAAAUCAGUGAUAACUUGUUGGCAAACAAUACACUGCUCACUUUUCCUCAACGAAUCUUUUUCCGGGUCCAUUCGAGUGAUUUCUUUAGGCAAAAGAUUUAUGAAGAAUUACAAGUAAACGAACACUCUCCCUUGCUUUCUAAGUUGAAGAAGAUAUCUAUAAAGUUCAAAUUGUAUCAAUUUGAUGAUUCACUCAUAGGCUUCAAGAGAACGAAUUGCUACUCCUUAUUUAACUUGAUUGAAAAUUUGAUAAUGAGCGAGCUUCAAACUGUUAAGACUGUUGAUUCCGAAUUAAAUCUUAUCCUUAACGAGAUUAGGGAUUUUAAAAGAGCAGCGGUAAUGAAACUGGACGAUAGAGAUAGGCUUCAGAGCGAUUUGGAAGGAUAUUUCGUCAUGAACAAUGUUUGA